AUGAAUAUCGUGCAAAUCUUAGAGCAGAAUCCCAUCUUUCAAUCGACGGGGAGGAAACCACAGCGACCUGUGCACUAUCAGCUUGCAUGUUUCCUUCUUUGUUAUGGGACUCGUGGCGGGGACUCCCUGCAAGCUGCCCAUAAGCUUGGGAUUGGUUUCGGAACUGUCUUCCUCUAUUGCAAGCGCAUAGUGCGUGCUCUGCAGGAGAUCGGAAUGCAAGUAGUUACCUGGGGUGAUGAGGAUCGUCAGAAUGAAACAACGAGAUGGGUUAUGGACUGGUCGGGAAUUCCAGAUUGCAUUGGGAUGCUCAAUGGCUCCCUCAUAUGGCUUACUGAGAUGCUGGAUCAAAAUGGCCUAACAUUUAUUUGUCGAAAGAAAUAUCCCGCUAUCAAUGUUCAAGCUGUUAUUGACCACGAGAAAUGA
This is a messenger RNA of Suillus paluster, 423 nucleotides long. RefSeq lists its product as uncharacterized. Bases 1 to 423 code for a protein of 140 amino acids. The transcript is spliced from 3 exons. NCBI's taxonomy places the organism in Eukaryota, Fungi, Basidiomycota, Agaricomycetes, Boletales, Suillaceae. The record is from RefSeq and is a predicted model, not a curated record.